AUGGGUGGUUAUGUGAGUAAAAUAGCAUCAAUGUCAAACUUUGCUGUUAAUACUGUUUAUCGUGGACGAAAGCGAAAAUGCAUUGAGGAAGAUGACUGUGACUCAGACUCGGAAUUUAUUGAUAGAACUCUUCAGACUCCUAAAAAAAGAAAGUUGCUAACAACUGCACAGUAUAUUUAUAAGACAUUAUUUCAAGAAGAAAAAGGAAGUGACAUAACUGUUUACAUGCUAGGAAGACCAUGGCGAUUGCACAAAGUUUACAUAAGCCAGAGCCCUUAUUUUGCAAGUAUGUUCUCUGGAUCCUGGAAAGAAACAAAUCAAAAAUUUGUCCCAGUUGAAAUCACAGACUCAAAUAUUUCUAUAGACUCAUUGUCGAUAGUACUAGGGUCGUUUUACCAAGACGAAGUGAGUAUUGAGCCUAAAAAUGUUAUCUCAAUACUCGCGACAUCGACACUAUUUCAGCUUCAAGGCUUGAUAGAUCAAUGCACGGAGAUAAUGAUAGAAACAACAAACAUCAAAACAGUUGUACCUUACUACAACGCGGCGGUGUCUUAUGGAGUGCCUACUGUUAAAGCGGCCGCGAAACGCUGGUUAGAAGUUAACUUACUGGGUUAUGGGUCAAGGUAUCCGUCGUUUUUGAAGGAAAUAACGCCCGAGUUGAUGGUGGAACUGAUUAAGAGCUCUGAACUUGUCGCUAUACAGACUGAAUUUUGUAUAUAUAUGAUGUUACGUGUAUGGCUGUUUAUUCACAUGCAAAAUAAAGAAGACACCGAAGUGGACGAGUACUUUAAAAAACACACGUGGACAAAGGCACUAUUUGAAACCGCAGAGGGAAAAGAAUUCGCCGAGCCAUUCAGAGCUCUUAGAAUGAAAUACCUAUUGCUGCACGAUCAAGAUGUUAAAAUAUUGAACAGCGAUAAUUUGAUACCGGCUGAAUGGCUCCACGAUGCUUACAAGGAACAGUGGCUGCAUUUGCUGCGUAUUGACGCAGACAAAGACGCUGACUGUGGCUUCUGUGAGACUGAUAGGCUAUUUUUUUGGCUCUGUUUUAGGCCGAAGCAAAUGAACGAAGAAGAGUUUGCCCAAGAGUGCUUCAGGUGUGGCAGGUGCAUAGAAAAGCCUGGGGAACAUAUUUGGAGGUGGACGGCCUUUCAAUUUGGGCUUGAUUUAGUCGUUUAUCUUGAUACCUCCUCGCUGGGGAUAAGACGGAAUAAUCGGACGGAUGCUAAUCAUAUUAGUGCCAAUCAUAGUAAACGAAAUAUUAUUAUUAGGGUAUGUUUAUUUUCAUUAAAUGAACAGAGACAAAUAAAACAUUAUCAAAAUUCAGGAGUAUUAAGACUAACGCUACACAAAAAUGAAGAGAAACAAGUGAUGUCGUUAGAUAAACAAUUGACUUAUCCAUUGUAUAUAUCAGUGAACAUGCAAGUGGUUACGCCUUUCACAAAAUCAGAAGAAGAAGAAAAACCGAGUGGUAUUGCCUCGCUCAAAACAACUAUUCUAUUUAGAGAUAACCAAUUAACUUACAGCAGUUCGCUAAAUUUGUAA
Molecule: messenger RNA, 1545 nt
Organism: Cotesia congregata
Lineage: Eukaryota; Metazoa; Arthropoda; Insecta; Hymenoptera; Braconidae
Source: the annotation of a GenBank genome assembly